AUGGACAAUGGAAACUAUUUGGAGAGGGCUAAUUUAGAUCUCUUCAAUCAACCAGUUGAGGAGGUAGAGCAAUUUGUAGUGCAAGAUGUUGUUCCGACAAAUUCAAUGCCUUCAUACAAUAGAAAUAAAUUAAGGGAUGAAAUGAUGGAAAACAAUCAAGAGGAAUCUGCUGAACCACCUGUAGAGGAAACCAAAAAAAAGAGAAAGAAAAGGAAACCCAAAAAAACUGAUGACGAAUGGAACGAAGAAGGAAACAAACAUGAAUCAAAUUUACCCACACUCCACGAAAAAGAACAAGAAGAAAACACUACAGAUGUUUUACAACCAAAAAAGGAGGUAAUUAGGACUCUGGAGAAGGAUCUGUUUGCUGACAUGGCAAGAACUCAUUACCUCUCUAUUUCACCAAAUGAUAUCAUUGUUGGAAAGGAAAAUGAGGAAGCAGAAGAAGUGACAGAUGAACCAAUUGAAUCAAAGAAUUUAAAAGUUGGAGGACCUCUCUCUCUUAGACAGAAAACUAUUUUCAUUGAAAGUAUGUAG
Messenger RNA from Naegleria gruberi, 537 nucleotides. RefSeq lists its product as uncharacterized. The record is from RefSeq and is a predicted model, not a curated record. NCBI's taxonomy places the organism in Eukaryota, Heterolobosea, Eutetramitea, Acrasida, Naegleriidae. The coding region runs from base 1 to 537 and encodes 178 amino acids. The transcript has a single exon.